CUCAUGCCGGGGGGAGGAGGAGGAGGGGGCCUGGGUUCGGGGGGCGGCGGAGGCGCUGCUGCCUCUUCGGCGGGCCCGUCGUCGUGGACGCGCUCCUUGGAGCGGGCGCUGGAGGAGGCGGCGGCCAGCGGCGCCCUCAGCCUGAGCGGCAGGAAGCUGAGGGACUACCCGCGGGGCAGCGCCGCCAGCCACGACCUCAGCGACACCACGCAGGCCGAUUUAUCGCGGAACAGACUCUCGGAGCUGCCAGCAGAAACUUGUCUCUUUGUUUCCCUUGAGAGCCUUAAUUUGUACCAGAAUUGCAUUCGCUAUAUUCCAGAAGCCAUUCUGAACCUGCAGUCCUUAACGUUCCUGAAUAUCAGCCGGAAUCAGCUUUCAACGUUGCCAGUUCACUUGUGCAGCCUGCCUUUGAAAGUUUUGAUAGCAAGCAAUAAUAAGCUCGUCUCACUACCUGAAGAAAUUGGGCAGCUAAGACACCUGAUGGAGCUUGAUGUAAGCUGUAAUGAAAUACAGACAGUUCCAUCACAGAUCGGCAGUUUAUAUUCUCUACGGGACCUGAACCUCAGAAGAAAUCACCUGGUGCAUUUACCUGAAGAGCUUGCCGAGUUGCCUUUGAUUCGGUUAGAUUUCUCCUGCAAUAAAAUCACAACCAUCCCAGUUUGUUACCGUAACCUCAGGCACUUACAGACAAUCACCCUAGAUAACAACCCACUGCAGUCUCCCCCUGCACAGAUAUGCAUAAAAGGAAAAGUCCACAUAUUUAAGUAUCUGAAUAUGGAAGCAUGCAAAGUAGCGCCAGAUCUUCCAGAUUACGACAGGCGGCCAAUGGGGUUUGGUUCUUGCCAUGAAGAACUAUAUUCCAGCCGACCAUAUGGAGCACUGGAUUCUGGCUUCAAUAGUGUGGACAGCGGAGACAAAAGGUGGUCAGGAAAUGAACCUACAGAUGAAUUUUCUGAUCUUCCUCUGCGAGUGGCAGAAAUCACAAAAGAACAAAGACUGAGGAGAGAGAGUCAGUACCAGGAACACCGAGGGAGCAUGGUUGUCACCAACGGUGGAGUGGAACAUGAUCUGGAUCAGAUCGACUUUAUUGACAGUUGUGUCACCGAAGAGGAGGAGGAAGAGGUGAGGCAAUCCAAGUGCAUGGAGUCAGACAGCCUCAGCUCACAGUUCAUGGCAUAUAUUGAACAACGGCGAAUAUCUCACGAGGGUUCACCAGUAAAACCAACACCCAUCCGGGAAUUCCACAGGUCAGAAGAUGCCAGAAGAUACUUGCAUCAUAAUAGAGAUGGAGAUGAAUUAAGACGACCCGAAAGUCUGAGUUUGACACAUGACAGAGACCGACAGCAACUUCUGAGGAACUGCUUAGACCGAGCAGAAAGAGGUUCUGGCGACUCAUCUUGCCUUCUUUUGCUGUCCGGCACCCAUAAUCAGGUCUCUCACUCGGAUGCAGAUCUACACAAAAGGCGUGAGCAUUUAGUGGAGCGUACCCGGAGGGAAGCCCAGCUUGCUGCGCUACAAUACGAGGAGGAGAAGAUGAGGACAAAACAGAUCCAAAGGGAGGCCGUCCUCGACUUCGUCAAGCAAAAGGCAUCCCAGAGCCCUCAGAAGCAAAGCCCUCUGGAUAGCGAGUGUCCCUUCCCGUCCAGAAGGUCUCAGCACACUGAUGAUAGUGCCUUGCUGGUGAAUGGUUUUGAGCCUAUCUUAGUGUUUGAGAUUGACAGUAAUACCAACACCAUUAAAAGGAGGCCGGGGACACUCAACCAGAGUGAUGACAGAUCCACAAUCUCACCAAAUUCACCCACAGCUCAAACAGUUCACCUGUCUGCUCCAUAUCCUGGUCCAGCUGUUGCUGCUGCUCCUCCUUCUUACAGAAAUCCUCCCCAGCGCCCUGAGAGCUUCCUUUUUCGGAAUGUUGCCAGGGAUGAAGUGAGCAAAGCCGCUGCAUCACUGUCUCCUUCUGCAUCGACACCUGCUAAUAGCACUGAAGACCAUAGUGAAAACCACAGUUCCAAGCUGCAGGAGGAAGAGGUUGAGCUGAUAGAGCAACUGCGGAAAAAAAUUGAAUCACGGUUGAAAGUGUCUUUGCCCAGCGAUCUUGGAGCAGCGCUGACUGAUGGCGUGGUGCUCUGCCAUUUAGCCAAUCAUGUGCGGCCUCGUUCUGUUCCUAGUAUUCACGUCCCAUCGCCAGCUGUUCCUAAGUUAACCAUGGCCAAGUGUAGACGGAAUGUGGAAAAUUUCCUGGAAGCUUGCCGAAAGAUUGGCGUGCCUCAGGACAAACUCUGUUCCCCUUCUGACAUUCUCCAGCUAAACCUCAGCAUUAAAAGGACAGUAGAAUCUCUUCUUUCUCUGGGGGCAGAUUCAGAAGAACCGAAUCUUGUCUCCCUUUCCACCCAGCUGUGUGGCUUUGCGGCAUUUUACUGUGCUCUGAUGCUAAUGCUCUGUGUGUUCUAUCGCUGGGUCUUUUUCCUCUAGCUAAAGCUCAAGGGUGCCAUGGACUUAACUCCAGCUCUUCCAAGCGGUUGGUAAACGGUCUGUGUUUCAGUCGAGAAUUUUGUAUGUGUACGUUGUUCCUGAUCCACCAGCAAUCUGCUCUGUGUGAUGUGAAAAACUCUCUUGCUGAUAAUGACCUAGUCAGGCAGAAUUUGCUGUUAGAUAAGUGAAAGCUCCCUUACAUUGUGUGGCUGGAAUACUUUAUGCAAAACAGAAGGGGGGGUUACACUUUGUAGAAAUCUAUUUUAAUUGCACAACGGUGGAUAUUUUUGUAGAACAGGAAGUUCACCCACUUCCUUUGGGAGGGAGGGAGGGUUGGUAGAGACAGUGAUGGACAUUUGAUUCUUGGAACUCACAGAACACUUGAAAAACCGGGAUACAGUGUUGAAGGGAGACACUCCCUCACCCUAAGAUUUUUCAAUCUAGACCUCCUUUGGUUUCUUAAGGAUUAAACAAACAAUGAAAUGCAUCUUCACCUUUUUCUCCAAGUGCUAGGAACAUCACCAUCGUUUUUAAAACAAAAAGUGGCGAUUGUUCAGGAUUCCUCAGAAACCUCCAGCCUAAGCAUCAGAGGCCUUAUUUUCAAGCAGUGCUGAUGAGGAAUAUUCCUUCCUGUCUCUGAGGCACUGCUAGAUUUGCAGAGCAGGCUGUAUUGCACAGCAGAAUGUGGAGAUUGCAGGUUUUUACAGCCAAUGCAGGUUUUAUUACAGUGGCAUUAUCCACCCAAAUAGCAGUUUGCACUGGUGGUCUACGAUGCAGGAGGGGCUCAUGAAAAAUGGCUUCUCAUCUUCUUAGACCAGAAAAUCCACAGCAUGCCAUUUUUUUCUAGUGAUCUCUACUCUAUUUAGAAUAUUUACACAAGUUCCUCUUUGCUGUUACAUUGCUCAGUCUGAGCAGACCGCUAGUGUGAGCAAAUAUCUGUACCAGCAAGUCUGCUACCUUAAUCCUGUCUGCACCAGCUGUUAGUGUUGUCUUCAGCUACUGGUGAUGUGUAGCACUGGGAAAAUGCAACCCUUUGCCUUGCGUUUCCUCACCUCCUUCUGGGCUCACGUUCAUAUUUGCACACAUGUGUGCCAAUGUCACAAAUGUAUUGACUUGUUUAUUUCACGGUUAGGAUUUCUCAGUUGAUCUCUGCUGUCACAAAGAAUUUACGAGUGAGAGGCAUUCGACUUUCUAGCAAAUGCACAUGAGCAAGUUGUUGAAACCCUCAGCUUUAAUACCAGUCCUGUAGCUUUCCAAUAAAUAGUGACAGCACUUUUAAGGAGCAGCGCCUUAUCUGAAAUACCGUUCACACUGUUAUUGAUUCAUUAGGUGCUUUCAUGUUUAUAGACAGAACAAUGUGUAACAGUGUUCAGCAAGCUGGACAGUUCCCAUUUGGGGCUGAUGGCAUUUGUCCUUCUUGUGGUUUGGUGAAGCUGGGGUCCAAAUAUUUCUGCUGGUGCUCAGCCUUGAAAGGGUCUAGUGGGGUAAUAAAACCAGGGAUGGAGAAAGUAAGUUAACCCACUGAAACUCUAGCCCCUGGAAGCCCUGCUCAGUCUGGCUUCUAAGAUUUCGCCAGACAGUUGCCUGCUCCCACCCCCCAGUUUAACAGCUCCCUCUCCCCAUGGAUGGAGCACCGAGGCUUCAUUCCACCACCUUCAGCCAGCCUUACAGAAUGGCUUCUUGACUCGUCUUGUUUUGUGUAGCUCAGGUACCAGCCGGGUUGAUGCUUCAGCCUUUCUUGCCUAUCCAUGCACUCUGCUCCUGCUUUCUCAGGGAGACCUUUGCUCUUAACGUGGAUCUCAAAGCACAAGCGUUUGCCCUUCUGCCUUGGGGAGGUGUCCCAUUGGAAUUGCCUCAGCCUGGCAGUCAUCAGUUCACAUGUUUUAGGAUUUGUCCUGCUCUGGUUGGCUAGGAGCCAAAAGCUCCACAAAGCAAGAACAAAUUCAGUUACGUUUUUAAGAAUGUGCACAUUUAAGUACUGCUGUAACCAAAUACAAAGUAGGGGGGCAUCUUAGGCCUAGAAUGAGUGUCAGAGCAGCAAGUUGCUCCCCAUAUGUGAAAAUAAGAAUAUGAAAGUUGAACACAUGCAGUUAGGCUCAUGAACAGACACAUCAUUCUCUAACCUUGUUGCAUGCGUUGGAAUAGCUUUUGAAUUGGCCUCUUCUGUCAAUUAAUGAGUGCUUUAUGACUGUUGAUUCCUAAAUGGGAAGGCUCCUAGCAAGCAGAACUCCUGCCUUUGUGAAUUCUUGAAGACAGUGUUACCGAAAGACCUUUCUCCACUUUGAAUGAAUGAGUAUUAUUUUUGCACUCAUCCUCCUUGUCUCAAAAUGUUUGGUCCAAUACUGCAGGUGUAGCUAUGAUUAUAUCUGGCCUCUGCUCACUUUAGGCUAACCUGAGUUAGGUCUGGGUUUUGUUUGUUUUUUUACCUUUUUCUGAUCCCCUUUAGUCCAUGUUUAUAGUGGCAUUUUGCUGAAUUCAGGUAGCGUUGGGGCUGAGUGCCUGGUUUGCCUGCUCUGCUUGCCAGAAAUCCCAAGCUUUCUGCAUGUCAUUGUGUAUGUGGAGGAGGCUAUCAUAGUCACACCAGGUGUGCUGAUAGACCACUAAAAGUGCAGGUGCCAAAGCAGGAAUGUGUGGGGGAUUCAGUGUCGUUCUGUUACAGAUGUUCCACCUGUGCAAGCCUAUCAGCUUGUCAGAUGGAACUAUGCCUCCUCCCUCCUCCACAAUGUUCUGGGGUUCUCCUGACCCCCCCUUAAGCCAAUUUUAGGGGAUGGGUGGGGGGAGUGAGGAGGAGAAGGAACCCCAUGACUCAGGCUUCGGCUGACAGGGUUCAUUAGGUGACUUCUGUCUUCUGCGAUGAAAAGAAUUAAAAUUCUGCACCCAGAAUUCUGCAACCUGUAUAAAAUUGUGUGGAUUGGAGAGGCUUGCAUAAUUUAUUCUGGUUUUGCCAGCCACGGGGAAAGGCAGUGAUUUGUACAUGGCACUGAUGUCUCGCUGACUGAAAUCUUACUCAGCAACCUUCAGAGAUUUCCAGCAGUCAUUUCCCAAAAUGUACAUCAAGCGUAUCUUCACAGCCAUAAGGGCUAGCAACCUUUUUUAAAAAAAUAAAAAGACACGUUUCUCAAGCAGAUGUAUUCUUUGCUCCUGUAAGAGUUGCAACACGUGCAGUGAGUGCAUGCGUCCAGUUUUUGCAAACCACCUGAUUGCUGAGAUAAUCCCUGCUAUUCCAAUGGGGUUGUCAGGAUUUUCACGGGUGGGCCAGUCCACGCAGAACAGUUUUGCAUUGAAGCCAGCAUGCAGCCUUUGCCAACCUGGUGCCCUCCAGAUGUUUUGGAUUACAACUCGCAUCAGUCCCAGCCGGCAUAGCUGAAGGGCAGCAGCUUGGUGAAGGCUGCAGUAGAGCACUGUGUCUUCUUUUUUAAGAGGGAUGGUGGUGCUCCCAUACCUUUUAAAAUGGUGCCCUUGACCGUCGAUCAGCCAGGAUGCUGGUGUUUCAGCUUUAGCCGGCUGAAUCACAGCAUUUUCCCACAAUGAGCUCUUAUGCUUUGUGCAAUAAUCACAGAGCUACAGGCUCUAAAUGUCACGAGCGCUUGGGGUCCCUCCCCGCAAAUUCUGCUCUCAGUCGCCUCCUAUGUGGCACAGCCAUCAAGCCUCUUCCACUGCCGCCUUUAAGAGUUUCCUGGGUGCCCACUUCCCUCCACAAUGCCUUCCUUUUGCCCCUUCCUAGACUGGGCGGCAUCUGCUUAGCAACUGUCACCUCGGCCCUGAGGCUAACGCCUCACCUGUCAGGCUGGGGAAUGUGAUACUCAAGAGUGGCUUGAGUUUUACACCUGACAGUUACCGUAUUUUUCGCUCUAUAGGAUGCACUUUUUCCCCUCCAAAAAUGAAGGGGAAAUGUGUGUGCGUCCUAUGGGGCGAAUGCAGGCUUUCGCUGAAGCCUGGAGAACGAGAGGGGUCGGUGCGCACCGACCCCUCUCGCUUUCCAGGCUUCAGGAAGCUAUCCGCAAGCCUUGGGAGCCCAGCGGGAGUUCGCACGGGCUCCCAAGGCUUGCGGAUAGCAGCCUGUUCUGGGGUCGGGGGAAGCUCGGGCUUCCCCCGCCCCAGCCCCGCACCUGGGGGGGAAAUAAUUUUUUUUCUUUAUUCCCCCCCCCCCAAAAAAAACCUAGGUGCGCCCUAUGGGCCGGUGCGCCCUAUAGGGCAAAAAAUACGGUAUAAAGCAGAUUGUGUCCUUCAAAAGCUGAUACCUCAGUAAAUGUUAGUCUCUAAGGUGCUCAUGCACUUUCUGCUGCUACAGACUAAUGCCCCUACUCUUCUGGGGUGUGUGUGUUUGUGUGUGUGUAUUUGACCGCAGACCUGCAGUGUGUUCUCAGAGGAGUCCCACAGCUUGCCUCUUGACCGCUCAGAAAUAGCAGUUUCACAGGCGAGCAAGGAGUAGGGGGUACAGGAGUCGACCCUGAAUUAGUCAAGGAAACAGAGCACCUCAGUUACGUGGAUAAAUGCGUGUUGGAACACUGUAGUUUGUAUAUUUUUUUAAAGCUGUUUCUACUGGGGGUAGUUUUAGGAAUAUUUUAAAAGAAAUGAGUGCCUGUGAAAAUAAAUGGGCUGCUCAGUGAAACCGACUUUCUUAGUUGUGAGUUGAUUGAAGGGAGUGGGGAGAUGUUGCCAUGCCGGAAAUGCGUAAAGAAAAGCAUUCCAAACUCUUGUAUUGACUCCUCUCCAAUCUCCCUUGCUUGUUUAGCCAUCAUCUUUAAACAGGUAUUAACUAGUGUGUGAGAAAGGGUUAUUUUUUCCAAAUUCCUGCCAUCGCUCCUCAUUCACAUGUUAUGCAAACGAAAAGUGCUUCUCUGGCUUGUACUCUUUUGUACCAGGUUUUGCAUAUAAAGUGUACGUCUAAUACCAUCCGACUUCAGAAAAAAAGACUUCCUCUUCCCCUUCAUGUUCACCUUUAUAAUUCUCCUUUUAUAUAUGUGUGUGUGUCUUGUUUGCGGGGGACAGGGGGGCUGAUUGUGGGUUGCUUUCUUUUUUAACAUGUUGAUUAAAUAAAGUUCCUGUCCUGGAGUCUG
Podarcis raffonei (Aeolian wall lizard) is the source of this 7532-nucleotide messenger RNA. It is a transcript of the gene LRCH3, whose product is annotated as leucine rich repeats and calponin homology domain containing 3. Gene Ontology annotation, molecular function: protein binding. The record is from RefSeq and is a predicted model, not a curated record. The coding region runs from base 4 to 2472 and encodes 822 amino acids. The transcript is spliced from 22 exons. Lineage: Eukaryota; Metazoa; Chordata; Lepidosauria; Squamata; Lacertidae.